Messenger RNA from Boleophthalmus pectinirostris (great blue-spotted mudskipper), 5044 nucleotides. RefSeq names its product MAPK activated protein kinase 2a (gene mapkapk2a). The transcript has 10 exons. Gene Ontology annotation, biological process: inflammatory response; toll-like receptor signaling pathway; peptidyl-serine phosphorylation. Gene Ontology annotation, cellular component: cytoplasm; nucleus. Gene Ontology annotation, molecular function: ATP binding; calmodulin binding; calcium-dependent protein serine/threonine kinase activity. Bases 440 to 1627 code for a protein of 395 amino acids. The record is from RefSeq and is a predicted model, not a curated record. Lineage: Eukaryota; Metazoa; Chordata; Actinopteri; Gobiiformes; Gobiidae.
CCUGCUCUGCGCUGGGGCGUCUGUGCGAAAGUCCAGUGUCUGGCGUGUUCCGACUAAACCACUUUUACCUCAGAAUCGACACGUUUUCUUUUACACCUGUAGCUUUGAUUCCAUGUCUUUACGUGUCUACAUUUAACCCGCGGUGGAUCCGAGUGAAUGGGACUGUAUUUGAGAAAGUUAUCGACGUGUUUUUUGAGGAAACCGGCGGGGGAGAUGGAGCUGCUAACUGUUAGCUCGAGUGAUUAGCCUAAAAUCACAGGUCAAGAAUAGGACCGAGCUAACAUGCUAACGGCGAGCUAACUUAGCAUUGUGACGCUAAAUCAAGUGACUUUGUUAAGCUGUAACGUCGCGUAUACUAUCACCUCACCCGGCAGUAUUGUUUGGACUGGUUUAUAGUGAAGAUAAACGCCUUUAAAGGAGAAAUAACUCAAUCUGUAGCAUGUUAUCCAACGCGCAGAACCAGCAGCAGCCGCUCUUUCCGAACCAAGCCGGGCAACAGAACCAGGGAGGCGGACAGCAGCAGCAGCAGAACCCCUCGGCCCCCUUCAUGGCUUUCAACACCAGACCCACUCUACAGAUAAAGAAGAAUGCCAUCACGGACGACUACAAGGUGACCAGCCAAGUCCUGGGGCUGGGGAUCAACGGGAAAGUGUUGGAGAUAUUUCAGAAAAAGACGGGGGACAAGUACGCGCUAAAGAUGCUCCAGGACUGUACCAAAGCACGGAGAGAGGUGGAGCUCCACUGGAGGGCGUCGCCGUGCUCAAACAUCGUGAGAAUCAUCGACGUCUAUGAGAACCUGUACCAGGGCCGAAAGUGCCUGCUCAUAGUCAUGGAGUGUAUGGACGGUGGAGAACUGUUCAGUCGGAUCCAGGACAGAGGAGACCAGGCCUUCACAGAGAGAGAGGCCUCAGACAUCAUGAAGAGCAUCGGCGAGGCCAUUCAGUUCCUCCACGCAAUCAACAUCGCACACAGAGAUGUUAAGCCAGAGAACCUGUUGUACUCGACCAAACGGCCGAACGCUCUCCUGAAGCUCACAGACUUUGGUUUCGCCAAAGAGACGACGUCACACAACUCUCUAGCCACGCCCUGCUACACGCCAUACUACGUCGCCCCUGAGGUGCUCGGGCCAGAGAAAUAUGACAAAUCCUGUGACAUGUGGUCAUUGGGAGUCAUUAUGUAUAUUUUAUUAUGUGGAUAUCCCCCUUUUUACUCAAACCACGGUCUAGCCAUCUCUCCGGGGAUGAAGAAGAGGAUCCGGAUGGGACAGUACGAGUUUCCCAACCCUGAGUGGUCUGAUGUGUCCGAGGAAGCGAAACAACUGAUCAGGACUCUGCUGAAGACUGAACCCACUCAGAGGAUGACCAUCACAGAGUUCAUGAACCACCCCUGGAUCAAUCAAUCAAUGGAGGUGCCUCAGACGCCUCUCCACACCAGUCGAGUUCUGAAAGAGGAAAAGGAUGCAUGGGAGGACGUCAAGGAGGAGAUGACGAGUGCCUUGGCUACGAUGCGCGUCGACUACGAACAGAUCAAGAUUAAAACGAUCGAAGACUCGACGAACCCACUUUUAAACAAGCGCCGGAAGAAAGCAGGCAACCCCAUAGCGGAGGUGCAGGGGGAGGGCCACUGAAACACACCCCAGUACACUCACACACAAACAACAUGGAAGCAAUAACUGUCGCACUGCACCCGAUUUACAAUGUUUUAUUUUUGUUUUUAUCGUUUUACCGAUCCCAAAACGUUCUGAUUUUAAGAGAUUAUGACAUUUUUAGUCCUUUCUUUUCGUCAUCAGGUUGUAAAUGGGACUUGAACAUAAACAACCUUGCCUUGUUUUAAUUUUUAGUACUACUUUAUAAUAGCUAUGAUCUUAAUUAGCCUUAAUGAAGUUCGAACGUGUGAUUAAUAUUGAACAAAUCAUUUUUUUAUGAAUGAUUCGAGGUUAGUAACUACUUAGAAUUUGGAUUAAGCUGUUAAAGGUGCUGUAUCUGAUUACAAACGGGUAAAUUGAGUUCAGAAGCGCUUUUCAAAAUUUUGAGAAACCCUUGCGGAGUUUUUCCAUUACAGUAAAGCUAAAAACUAACAUGUUAACGCACAGUUCCUGAUAUUCUGAUGAUAAAACGCUUUGGAAUUAGAUGCGGUCAGUAUACAAAAGAUUACAAAAUAUCUUUCAUAUCGGGGAAAAAAUGGGUACAGCAGCUUUAAGUAGUUACUAAGCCUGAAUCAUUAUUUAAUACUUUGCGGUGACAUCACUCUGGGGGUGUUCUACCUUGGAGACACAUACAUAAGCAAACAUUGUCGAAGCGAAUUUUUAACUCGAUUUAAAUGGCAAAUUUUCAGGAGCCUCUAAUCAGUAAAAGCGUUUAUGGUCCGGUUUUGGUGUUUAUAUUCUUUGCGACAGGCUUGUUUAACAGCACGAAUCAGCUCGGCUCUGUUGUUGUUCCAGCCAGAGUCGUUUGUGGUCAGAUUGCAGUGAACUGAAGCUCAGAUUAAAGUCUAACAAAACGCCAGACGGAGCAUGCCCACAGUUGGCGUCACACCCCCAAGGAAUGUUAAUGACAACCGCAAAGUUAUCAAACCACAAUUUUUUGAUUCCGAAUUAAAUUAAAUCUUUUUUUUGUAUUUAAUUAAGGUUGUUAAGUGUAGCAAUUACAAAGUGUGUGUUUUAAAUGUUUUCGUAAAUUUCGAUGUCCCCUGUGAAUGUUUGUGAACUGAAAAAUGGCUAGAUCCCCAAAACGACUAAGGGAAGUUUAUUUUGUCAUAACAGAAGUCUAUGAAACAGAUUGAAUGUAAAAAUAUCCAUUGUUUUAAAAUGAGCUUUUGUUGUCCUCGUGAAGCAGGGAUUGUCUAUAUAUAAAUGUAGGUUGUGAAUGUUAUGAAAUAGGCCUAUGCACAUAAUACGGAAAGUGGCAUUUUUGAACACCUCAUUUUCACCAUCAGUUAGGUACAGUUUUAAUCCGAAUUUUGUUUUCAAUGUAGCUUUCAUAAGAACUGUAGCCCCACAAUGUACUUUGAAGCCUUAUUUUAAGCAUUUAGUAUUUUUAAAUCAUUGAAGAUUGUCUAUGCAUGGUGAGGACCUUUUCUGUCGUCGAGAUACAGUAUUGAACUAGCCUAGCGAUUCAUUUUUACGGUAAAUACAACUAUAAAAUGUUAACUGACUUGAAUUCUUAAUAUUAUUCACCAUUAUUCACUGUCUGAGUUGCAACAUUGACCAGGUUAUAUGCCAAUAAUAGCUUAUCUGCCUUGUGUUUUUUAAAAGUGUAUGUGUAACUUCUCUGGAAGGGCUUGUCUCCGUGGACAUGCUUGUCCUUUGCUCGGAAAGUCCCACAGUAUUGCAUUAAUCAUACAGCAUUUGUUUAAUUUAGUUCUUUUUGCUUGAAAAAUCACAUUAUUAUUACGAGUGGUGUCACUUCUCCAUAAACCUGACUUGUACUCGGUCUAAUGGCAUCACACACUUUUCUAGUAAAGCAAUAAAAUAUCCUCGGAGACAAGCAGGCGAGAAGUUACACAGUGUAUCUUUAACCAUACUACCGUAUUUUUUGGAUUAUAAGUCGCACCAGCCAAAAAAUGCAUAAUGAAGAAGAAAAAAAACAUAAUUUGCACUUUCUGGAGGAAAUUUAUUUUAUAAAAUCUGAGACCAGGAACCGACAUUUCAUCUUGAAAGUCAAGUUCUAGUAAUGUCAAUAGAACAGAGAACAACAGACAACAUCACAUAUGAACAGUUCUUCAGAUAACUAUAACAUAAACAACAGAACAAGUUUACCAAACUCUCCAUCUCACUCCAAAUCACUAAAUCCAUUCAGUUCUUCAUGUGUCACUUCUGAGCAACUCCGCGACCUCCAGAGGUAAACCAUAGAUCCAUAAGGUAGCUGAGGUUCUGUGUAGCUGUCAUCAGACUCAGCAUCAGUUCCAGUUAGAAUUAUUCCAGCCGUUCUGAAUCCCAACAGGAUGGUUUUGUUUGUCACUGAAGUCCAGGCUUUGUCGUUCCAUCCAGUGACUUCCAGGAAAGUUGUAUGUCGACCCCUCCCAGUUACCGUGAAGCAGUGUUCUCCAUCCCCGUUUUCCCCCAGUCCCUCACAAGUUUCUCGCUCACUCCAAACUUUCUGUCUGCUGCUCGAUUCUUGUUUUCUGCUGAAUAUUUCACUAGUUGCAGCAGAACAGCGGCUUUUUCUGCAGGAGACAUGCGCAGUAGAGUGUGAAGUGACAGUGGUACAGUAGCAGCAGAUACUGACACACAAGCCUAGAGCCUCUUGUGGCUGUCAGUGUGAAAAUUUGGAUAUAUAAGUCACACCAGAGUAUAAGUCACAGGACACACCCAAACCAUGAAAAAAAGUGCGACUUACAGUCCAAAAAAUACGGUAUGUGUGGGUAAAGUUCUUAAUAUUAAUAUUCUCAUCAAAUCUGUUAAGACAAAAUGUAAAAAAUAAAUUGCUAGGCUAGCGAUUGCCAUAAUAAGGGAUUAUAUGCAUGUGGGUGAGCUGUAGCGCCCCCUGGGGACAAACUGGCAGACAUGUUAAGCUCUGUAUUUUUUUGUUUGUCAUUUUUUGCAUAUAUUAUUUUUGUUACUGUUUAUCCAUUGCCCUGUUAUAAGGCCAGACAGGACCCUCCCAUUCAUUAUAAUAAAAUCUGUAUUAUUCUAGACAGCACCCCAAUACUUCUUGUAGUAGCAGUAGUAGGGAGUAGAAAGUACUUACAAAACUACACCAGCAGCUGUCUAUUCAAUUUAAUCCAUCAAUUUCUAUCGUUUUAUUUUACCAUUGACUCAACCACAUGACUCCUCCCCUCUAUCUCUCACACACGCACACACAUACACACAAGGGAUCAUGGGUAAUGUAGUUCACAAUGUAAACUCACGUGUACACUGUAAAAUGUUCAUUAAAUGUUUGUACUUUUCAUUUUUCAUUUAGUUUUCUCCUCUUUUUUCAGACACUCUUUGUAGUGUCUGCACAGGUCUGUCUCUUUCUGUCAUUUUGAGUCUUUGUUAAAGCUCCACGCGUCAACUUUUUGUGUCUGCUGCAAGCUUUCGAUUAAAAAAACGACAAAAAACACA